CCUAAAGACACAGCUACCCUCGGAGGCUCGCUCCUGCGCACAGGCUUCAUGGCGGCGCGGCUGUUGUCCCGGAUGCUGCAGCGCGUUUGGGGGUCCAGUGCCCGGAGCUGCAGCUCGGGGGCUCCGGUGACGCAGCCCUGCCCGGGGGAGCCCUCGCAAGCUGCCGCGGAGCUGUCCAGACGGAGGCAGUUCCUGCGGGAGCACGCAGCCCCCUUCUCCGCCUUCCUCACUGACAGCUUCGGCCGGCAGCACAGCUACCUGCGGAUCUCCCUCACGGAGAGGUGCAAUCUCAGAUGUCAGUACUGCAUGCCCGAGGAGGGUGUUCCUCUGACCCCCAAGGCUGACCUGCUGACCACAGAGGAGAUACUGACCCUUGCCCGCCUCUUUGUGAGGGAAGGUGUCACCAAGAUCCGGCUCACAGGUGGAGAGCCGCUCAUCCGGCCAGAUGUGGUAGACAUCGUGGCCCGGCUCCGGCGGCUGGAAGGGCUGAGGACCAUUGGCGUCACCACCAAUGGCAUCAACCUAGCCCGGCUGCUGCCCCAGCUUCAGAAGGCUGGUCUCAGUGCCAUCAACAUCAGCCUGGACACCCUGGUGCCUGCCAAGUUUGAGUUCAUCGUCCGCAGGAAAGGCUUCCACAAAGUCAUGGAGGGCAUCCACAAGGCCAUUGAGCUGGGCUACAACCCAGUGAAGGUGAACUGUGUGGUGAUUCGAGGCCUGAAUGAGGACGAGCUCAUAGACUUUGUGGCCUUGACCAAGGGACUGCCCCUGGACAUGCGCUUCAUAGAGUAUAUGCCCUUUGAUGGUAACAAGUGGAACUUCAAGAAGAUGGUCAGCUACAAGGAGAUGCUAGACACCAUCAGGCAGCAGUGGCCGGAGAUGGAGAAGCUGCCAGAGGAGGAAUCCAGCACAGCCAAGGCCUUUAAAAUCCCUGGCUUCGAAGGCCAGAUCAGCUUCAUCACAUCCAUGUCUGAGCAUUUCUGUGGAACCUGCAACCGGCUGCGGAUCACAGCUGAUGGGAACCUGAAAGUCUGCCUGUUUGGGAACUCCGAGGUGUCUCUGCGGGAUCACCUGCGGGCAGGGGCUUCCGAGCAGGAGCUGCUGAGAAUCAUCGGGGCUGCUGUGGGCAGGAAGAAACGGCAACACGCAGGCAUGUUCAAUAUUUCCCAGAUGAAGAACCGGCCCAUGAUCCUCAUCGGUGGGUGACCCAUCAAGUUAUUUUUGAUGCUCCAAGAUUCUCCACCAGCCAAUCCAAGCAUUUCCUCGUGGGACCCCUUCCAUGUUCAGGGUCUGAGACCCAGAGUGAGCUUCUCCAGCCAGAUGGCAACUCUGUGGAAAGGAUGUGGGGUCCCCCAGGCCCCUUCCCUAGCCCAGCAGUGGCUGGGGUCUGGCUCCUCUUGGAGACAUUACACUUCCCAUGCAGACUCAGAUGCCAACUCAAAGUGCCUUAGCUCAGUGUCCCAGGCUCCUGCCACACCCCCAAGACCCCUGCCAACCUCAGAACAACUAACCCAUGUGGACUCGGAAGGACGAGCAGCUAUGGUAGAUGUGGGUGGGAAGCCAGACACAGAGCGGGUGGCUGUGGCCUCAGCUGUGGUCCUCCUGGGGCCUGUGGCCUUCAAACUUGUCCAGCAGAACCAGCUAAAGAAGGGAGAUGCCCUGGUGGUGGCCCAGCUAGCUGGAGUCCAGGCGGCCAAGCUGACCAGCCACCUGAUUCCUCUGUGCCACCAUGUGGCCUUGACCCAUGUCCAGGUACAACUGGAGUUGGACAGCACACGCCAUGCUGUAGUGAUCCAGGCGUCUUGCCGGGCUCGGGGCCCCACUGGCGUGGAGAUGGAGGCCCUGACCUCUGCUGCUGUGGCCUCGCUCACCCUGUAUGACAUGUGCAAGGCUGUCAGCAGGGACAUCGUGCUGGAGGAGAUCAAACUCAUCAGCAAGACUGGGGGCCAGCGGGGAGACUUCCAUCGGGCUUAGAGCUCCUGCCCCUCUCACCCAUGGCUCGGCCAGGUCUAAAGAUGUGGUAUAGCUAGGGCAGAGGGUCAGACGUCAUGUUCCCUUAAUCCUAGUCACUGUUUACCUUCACCAGUAGGGACCCAAGCUCAGCCCACUCUACUACUAGGUCCGCUGCCAGAUGAUCUCUGAUGACCUCUGAGGCUUCCUGCACAUAGAGAGGACGCCACCAGGCCCCUGAGCCUUGCAGAACACUAAGGUCACAGGAGGGUGUUCCAGUGAGCAGUGCUAGAUAACCGAAAAAUCACAUUCUGUUAUUUGUGGACUAUUUCAGACUACCAGUUUCAGACAAUCCAACCCAUAACUUCUCAUUUUGGGAUUUCUCUUCUGCUCUCCUGGGGAAAGAAUAAGGGCUCAUUAAGCAGAGGAACCCACUUUGAGGAGGGGAAAGCACAAGCUUGCAUAAAGAACAGGUCACAGCUGCUCCCAGUAGCUUUGAUUCCCAAGCUGUGAGGCUGCAGCCCCACCCGGUCCCACCUUCUCCCCCAUCUUGCCUUGUGCUUGAGCCUGUGUCCACCAGGCUUACAGGCUUUCAGCUUUAUCAGUUGCCCUAUCUGCCCACGCCCUUCCUCAGGCCCUCUCUUCUUACACAGGAAGCAUGCACCUGGGCUGCAGUCCUAAGGGCUCUGACGGACCACACAGCCCACACCUGGCCCUGCUCUAGGCCAUUCCCCAUUCCUCUUCAUUCUGGAAUAUAUCAGGGAAAGAAGAGGUGAAGAUUGCCUUCACCUUCAUAGCGCACAAAUAAAGCCACGACGCCUACUUUGCAGA
Molecule: messenger RNA, 2778 nt
Organism: Otolemur garnettii (small-eared galago)
Lineage: Eukaryota; Metazoa; Chordata; Mammalia; Primates; Galagidae
Gene: MOCS1
Product: molybdenum cofactor synthesis 1
Exons: 11
Coding region: 49-1203 (384 amino acids)
Biological process (GO): Mo-molybdopterin cofactor biosynthetic process
Molecular function (GO): GTP 3',8'-cyclase activity; metal ion binding; 4 iron, 4 sulfur cluster binding
Source: RefSeq, a predicted model, not a curated record